Messenger RNA from Melitaea cinxia (Glanville fritillary), 725 nucleotides. RefSeq lists its product as uncharacterized. Bases 70 to 699 code for a protein of 209 amino acids. Lineage: Eukaryota; Metazoa; Arthropoda; Insecta; Lepidoptera; Nymphalidae. The transcript is spliced from 4 exons. The record is from RefSeq and is a predicted model, not a curated record.
UUAGCGACAAUUGCUGAUAUUAAUCCAUUUCAACAUCAUCAUCAUAAUAUAUCAGAAAUAGAUGCCGAAAUGAAUAUAUUAGCAGCUAGAUUAUCAUCAACAAAAAAUAGUGUAUCCAAUGAUUCUUUGUUUGCAUGUAUCAAACAUUAUAACAGUCUAUUAAAAGAAUUAACGAAUUUAAAAGGCCAGAUCUUAAGCAUAUCUACUGAUGUUGCCCAAAUCCUGUCUGAAAUAAGAAAAAAUUACAAUACGCAACGAGAUUCCAGACUAUUAACACAUCCUGAAGGAAAUCACGUGGGCAAAGAAUUUGUAUUUCCGCUAUCAACAAUUGAAGAGUUUGAUAAAUUCAAUGAAAAGUUGAAAGACGAAAUAUAUAAAAAUAAAAUUAAUAAACGCUUAUACUUUUCUCUGAAUGGAAAACAUACUAUUACCCGUAAUAUGGGCAAUAUUAUUCGUGCUUAUAUAUCAAGAGAUGUAGCACUGUCAUAUGUAGCAGUUAAAACAACUUCAAAAAAAAAAGUUUUCAAAGAUACAACUUUUUUCACUUCUAUAAAAACUGCAAUAAGACAGAAAUUCGAAAAUAACCAAGAAAUUAUUCCCGAUAGUAAAUUGCAUCAAGCAUUGUCUUCAGUAUUGAAUAAUGCUAAAGAUUGGGAUGGCUACAGGGUAGCCAGGAUCAAAAAACAAUCAUCUAAUUAAGUUAAAUAAAAAUAACUUAUCGCUUU